Messenger RNA from Cucurbita maxima (winter squash), 2037 nucleotides. Its product is annotated as ferrochelatase-2, chloroplastic. The coding region runs from base 423 to 1829 and encodes 468 amino acids. The transcript is spliced from 10 exons. Gene Ontology annotation, molecular function: protoporphyrin ferrochelatase activity. Lineage: Eukaryota; Viridiplantae; Streptophyta; Magnoliopsida; Cucurbitales; Cucurbitaceae. The record is from RefSeq and is a predicted model, not a curated record. Gene Ontology annotation, biological process: heme biosynthetic process.
CGCGCCCAACGCAAAAUUGGGUACCAAUCAAGAGUUUCCAGAUCCUUCCGUCCCGUUCCUCCUCGUUCGGAUUCAGCGUUUCCAAUUCUCAAAUAUUUUUAUUCAAGAUCGUCUCUGUGAAUCCACUCUUUCUGUCAUUUCUACAUUCGACACUGCUCAAGUUCUUCUUGGAUUUUGGAUUUGGAUACAACUUUUUUCCAAUUUUUGACUCCAUGGACGCGACCUCUUCCUCUGGCGCUCUUUCUAAUGUGAAGCUUCUCAGUUCCAAUAAACUCAAUUCGGAUCACAGGGUUCCCACCCUGAAACUAGGCAUAUGAAUUUAAUUCUGCAAAUUUGGAACCAGUCCCCUUAGCUCGAUCACUGUGAACUUGUGUGAAUGAUAAUAACAGGGUUGACCAGAAGGAACGUUCUUUGAAUUCAAGAUGCCACGGCUGUUCUCCUUGCCGAAACCUCUCGUGUCUUUAUCUUGCAAAUCCUAUAGAAAUUUGCAAGUUCGUGAUAAGUCUACAUCUCAAGGAUUAGUGGUUUCUUGUUCUAGCUCCAUUAGUCACAGAGAUGUGAUGCAGGGGUUACACCUUUCUGGCCCCAUUGAGAAGAGAAGUCGUCUUGGACAAGCAUUUUGCUCGGUAGGAAGUUUCACCUGUGGUGAAUAUGCUUUAGAAUCUCGCUCUCAGGCAGCGGAAGAGAAGGUUGGAGUUCUGCUUCUGAAUCUAGGAGGGCCAGACACGCUUGAUGAUGUUCAGCCAUUUCUGUACAAUCUAUUUGCAGAUCCGGAUAUUAUCCGGCUCCCAAGGUUGUUCCGUUUCCUCCAAGAGCCAUUGGCCAAAUUAAUAUCUACCUUUCGUGCUCCCAAAAGCAAAGAAGGGUAUGCUUCAAUUGGAGGUGGCUCACCUUUGCGUAAAAUAACAGAUGAGCAGGCACAGGCGCUUAAAAUGGCUUUGGAAGAGAAAAACACAUCUGCUAAUGUCUAUGUGGGAAUGCGCUAUUGGUACCCUUUCACAGAGGAAGCAAUUCAGCAAAUUAAGAGGGAUGGCAUAACAAGACUUGUGGUGCUGCCAUUAUAUCCACAGUACUCUAUUUCCACAACUGGGUCUAGUAUUCGUGUUCUCCAGAAGAUUUUCAGGGAAGAUGCAUAUCUCUCAAAAUUGCCUGUUUCAGUUAUAAAGUCCUGGUAUCAACGUGAAGGGUAUAUUAAGUCCAUGGCUGACUUGGUUCAGGCAGAGCUGAAGAAUUUUAUCAAUCCUCAAGAGGUCAUGAUUUUCUUUAGUGCACAUGGGGUUCCCGUCAGUUAUGUUGAGAAUGCUGGAGAUCCAUACAAAGAUCAAAUGGAGGAGUGCAUCUACCUAAUCAUGCAAGAGCUGAAAGCCAGAGGAAUUGGGAAUGAGCAUACUCUUGCUUAUCAGAGCCGAGUUGGACCUGUACAAUGGCUGAAGCCAUACACAGAUGAAGUUCUUGUUGAGCUUGGCCAGAAGGGUAUUAAGAGUCUCCUAGCCGUUCCUGUGAGCUUUGUGAGCGAGCACAUUGAGACUCUUGAGGAGAUAGAUAUGGAGUAUAAGCACCUGGCACUUGAAUCUGGGAUCGAAAACUGGGGUCGUGUGCCUGCUCUCAAUUGCAAAUCUUCUUUCAUUUUGGAUUUGGCUGAUGCAGUGAUCGAAGCCCUUCCAUCCGCUACAGCUUUGUCGCCCCACGCAAGCUCAACAGAUGCAGAUGAUUGUGAUCCUUUCCAAUAUGCUAUCAAAUUGCUAUUUGGUUCAGUCCUCGCAAUAAUCUUGUUACUUUCACCAAAAGCAUUUCUGGCUUUUAGGAAUAAUUUCAUUUAUAGACCAUAGCCAUCUCAGAUAUCGCUAGGAUUGGGUGAAAUGUCAUAUUUUUUGGGUUAAGGGGUUUGAUUUAAUUACUUUUGGGAAAAAGAAUAGAAAUUUACCAUCAUCGAUAUAUUACCUUUUGUAUAACUUCUCUAUUUUAGGGAAAAUACUGCUGUAUUUACCACACAAUAUAUCACAUUCAUAAAAAUGGAGGAUUCAGCGUUUUAGAAAA